Molecule: messenger RNA, 384 nt
Organism: Cordyceps fumosorosea ARSEF 2679
Lineage: Eukaryota; Fungi; Ascomycota; Sordariomycetes; Hypocreales; Cordycipitaceae
Product: Hemolysin-III protein
Exons: 1
Coding region: 1-384 (127 amino acids)
Cellular component (GO): membrane
Molecular function (GO): signaling receptor activity
Source: RefSeq, a predicted model, not a curated record
AUGUCGCAAACAGAAAUCAAGAAACGUCACACCAGGGACGCCGCCGCAAGCUUCGCCAUGGAUUCGCGCUCUGCGGUGUCACCCGCGAACGAACGUCGAACCUUGACGUGGGACGAGGUCUCCGAAUGGCGGCGGGAUAACAAGUACAUCCGCAGCGGCUAUCGUCGCGAAAAGGCGGAUUACCUCGAGAUCCUCACCAGCUUGACCUUUCUGCACAAUGAGACCUGCAAUGUCUACACUCACUUGAUCGGCGCGCCGCUCCUACCCCUCGUCGCGGCCGCUGUCAUGCGCGGGCUUUCGCAGCAUCACCUUGCCCUCGCCGCGUUAGGGACCAACUACACUUCUGUUCAGCAUCUUCUCGGCCGAGUGCUGCUUACUCUUUAG